Molecule: messenger RNA, 1128 nt
Organism: Hevea brasiliensis (rubber tree)
Lineage: Eukaryota; Viridiplantae; Streptophyta; Magnoliopsida; Malpighiales; Euphorbiaceae
Product: probable aquaporin PIP2-8
Exons: 4
Coding region: 125-967 (280 amino acids)
Biological process (GO): transmembrane transport
Cellular component (GO): plasma membrane
Molecular function (GO): water channel activity
Source: RefSeq, a predicted model, not a curated record
CUCUCUCUCUUCUUUAAAACCACUGUCAACCGAUCUCUUCUUCUAACAGCUACUCCAAUACACACCACCACCUUCAAGCUCACAGUGUUCUUGGCUUUUGGGUUUUGAGAGAGAGAGAGAGAGCAUGGCUAAGGAAGUGAGUGAAGAAACGCAGCCUACCCAUGGGAAGGACUAUGUUGAUCCACCACCAGCUCCUCUCAUUGACGUGGCUGAGCUCAAGCUCUGGUCUUUCUACCGUGCUCUUAUAGCUGAGUUCAUAGCCACUCUUCUUUUCCUCUACAUCACUGUAGCUACUGUAAUUGGCUACAAGAAACAAGCUGACCCUUGUGGCGGAGUUGGGCUUCUGGGUAUUGCAUGGGCCUUUGGUGGCAUGAUUUUUAUCCUUGUUUACUGCACUGCUGGUAUCUCUGGUGGUCAUAUUAACCCAGCGGUCACUUUUGGACUUUUCUUGGCGAGGAAGGUGUCACUGAUUAGGGCAGUGGCUUACAUGGUGGCUCAGUGCUUGGGUGCAAUCUGUGGUGUUGGGUUGGUGAAGGCAUUUAUGAAGCAUCCAUAUAAUGCUCUUGGAGGCGGUGCUAACUCCGUGGCUCAUGGUUACAACAAAGGCACCGCUUUGGGUGCUGAGAUCAUAGGCACUUUUGUGCUUGUCUACACUGUUUUCUCUGCCACUGACCCUAAGAGGAGUGCACGUGACUCUCACGUCCCUGUGUUGGCUCCACUUCCAAUUGGGUUUGCUGUGUUCGUGGUUCACUUAGCAACAAUCCCCGUCACUGGUACUGGUAUUAAUCCUGCUAGGAGCUUUGGUGCUGCAGUCAUCUACAACAAUGACAAAAUCUGGGACGACCAUUGGAUUUUCUGGGUUGGACCUUUCAUUGGAGCACUUGCAGCUGCAGCAUAUCAUCAAUACAUUCUGAGAGCAGCAGCCAUCAAGGCUUUGGGAUCUUUCCGCAGCAACCCCACCAACUAAAACAAGAACGAGAAAUCUCCACCAAGAAAAGAAAGCAAAGAAAACAAAAACAAAAAAAAAGCUUGUUCAUCUCUAGUCUUUCUUUAUUUUUAUUCUCAAUUUGUUUGUUUGUUUGUGUGUAUUAUGAGAGGAUUAUUAUGAUGAUGACUCUUUUUUUCUCA